Eremomyces bilateralis CBS 781.70 is the source of this 1290-nucleotide messenger RNA. RefSeq names its product phosphatidyl synthase. Gene Ontology annotation, biological process: glycerophospholipid biosynthetic process. The record is from RefSeq and is a predicted model, not a curated record. Lineage: Eukaryota; Fungi; Ascomycota; Dothideomycetes; Eremomycetales; Eremomycetaceae. The coding region runs from base 1 to 1290 and encodes 429 amino acids. The transcript has 2 exons. Gene Ontology annotation, cellular component: mitochondrion.
AUGCCGACCCAUUUCAAAUCGUCGUCGAACUCGCAACACCAUGCCCGUCGACUCAGUUCUAUCCAGGCAACCCGAGAGGACCUUAUCCAAGGUCCGACCGUGGUCAUGCCCCCGAAACACCUCAUGGCCCCAUCCGGUGCGAGCGAGGUGGCUGACGCCAUGGCUCUCGCAAGAGAGGAGGUUGAUGAGCUUCGAUCGGACACCUCAACCCCUGAACAAGCGAUGGAAACGGCUGUCACCGACAAAUUCGCUCUGGCGUUCGACAUUGACGGUGUCCUCAUUCGGGGUGGAACGGUCAUUCCCGAGGCUAUCGAGGCAAUGAAGACUCUCAAUGGACAGAAUGAGUAUGGCAUCAAAGUGCCAUACAUCUUCGUCACAAACGGCGGUGGAAAGACUGAACAGGAGCGUUGCGUACAACUUAGCAAGCAGCUCCAGCAAGAGGUCUCGCCGGGGCAGUUCAUCUGCGGCCAUACUCCCAUGAGAGAAAUGGCAGAGCGAUAUCACACCGUCCUUGUCGUCGGCGGCGAGGGAGAGAAGUGUCGACAGGUUGCGGAAGGUUACGGAUUCAAAGACGUCGUCACACCCGGUGACAUCAUCAAAGACAAUGCCGACACUACCCCCUUCCGGCGACUCACGAACGAGGAAUUUAGAAACUCCAGGGCCCGAAAUUUCGGCGAGACCGAGAUCGACGCCAUCUUCGUCUUCGCCGAUAGCCGCGACUGGGCUGCCGAUCAACAGAUCAUCCUCGACCUGCUGAUGAGCAAGAACGGCCGCCUGGGAACCCGAUCGGAGAACUUCGACGAAGGCCCCCCGGUAUUCUUCUCCCACAACGAUGUCGUCUGGAGCGCUUCGCAUGACCUGACCCGUAUCGGCAUGGGCGCGCUUCGCGUAUCGCUGGAGGCGAUGUUCAAGGCCGUGACCGGCAAGGAGCUCCAGACCACCGCCUUUGGCAAGCCGCAGCUCGGAACCUUCGAGUUCGCGACCCGUCUGCUGCAGCAAUGGCGGAAGGACACCCACGCCAUCGACUCGCCACCGGAGACGGUCUACUUCGUCGGAGACACGCCUGAGUCGGAUAUCCGCGGCACCAACGAGUACAACGAAACCUCAGACAACAAUUGGUACUCGAUCUUAGUACGGACUGGCGUAUAUCAAGAAGGCACCGAGCCACGCUUCCAACCUAAGGCAACAGUCGACAAUGUGUUAGGCGCCGUCAAGCACGCGAUGGCAUUGGAGGCAAGAAAGUUGGCCAAGGCGAAAGCCUACCGACAAGAGAACGCAAUUGAUGGUUAA